Molecule: messenger RNA, 1872 nt
Organism: Vicia faba (fava bean)
Lineage: Eukaryota; Viridiplantae; Streptophyta; Magnoliopsida; Fabales; Fabaceae
Source: the annotation of a GenBank genome assembly
AUGGAUUUACAAUGCUACAAUGAGGUUGCAGCUUUGUUUAUGCUUCUAAGAUUUGAUUUAUUCAUAAUAUAUUCUAAACUGAGCAAAAAUUUUGCAGCUUUGGGUUCUCUUAACAAACUUAUUGAAGGAUGUGGAACAUCAAUAACACCAGCACAUGAAAAAAUUGGUGUGGUUGAUGAACAAUGGAUUGUUCAUCAAACAAUUCCUACUCUUGGUGAACGAGGAGAAUAUGAUCAUGGAAAAGACAAAUAUGAUGCGUCAUCCACAGUUAGAGUCAAUGUAAUGAAGAAAUUACAAAUAGUUAGAGUCGUUGGUGAUGGAUUUAUUGUCGGUGUUCGAUCACGGUGGCUGCCGGUGAUUAUUCUGAGACAAACGCUGAGUUUGACAGAACUAUUUACACUAAUAUGUGAUUUCAAGAAAAUUACAGGCUGCAGUUACUCUGUAAAGAACAUAUACAAGUUGUGGUUGUUGUUUAAAGCUUUUAUAAUUGGCGAGGAACAUCGUGCCUUUGUAUAUAGAGAAGCUGGAAAGUUGCACAGGGCAUUCAGAACAAAAAUGGCGAGGUCAUAUCUAAAAGAUAGUAAGGGUGGUUUUGUUAAACAUCGUCCGGCCAAAUAUUCUUUUUGUAUAAAACAAGAUGAUUGGGAUAAAUUUGUAGCCCAACAUAUGACUGCAAAGUUUCAGAAAGUUAGUGAUGAGAAUCGAGAAAGAGCGUUAAAUCCUCAACAUCCCUAUAGAAAGUCACGUUUAGGGUGUGCUCGUCUUGAAGCUGAUAUGGUAGAAGAGUCAGAAGUUGGUGAGAUAAACCGUAGUCAAGUGUGGAAGGCUGCCCGCGUCAAUAAGAGCGGGGUGAUUGAUAAUGAGAAUGUUCAAAGAGUUGUGGAUCAAUGUGAGAAGUUAACAGAAGCUCUAUCUGAAGAAGAGAGACAAGACCUUGGUCCCACAAACAUAUUAUUUGAGGCUCUUAAUCUCCCAAACUACUCUGGACGUGUUAGGACUUAUGGUUUUGGGGUAUGUUCUAGGGACAUAUUACCACGCCAAAAUCGCCCCACACAAAUGGAUUUUGAAAAAUUGUAUGGCUUUUGUAAUUCACUCAAAAGUAGAUUGGAGGUGCUAGAGAGAGAAAAGAUUGAGAGAGAUAAGUUGGAUAGAGAGAAGCUAGAGAGGCAACAAACUGAAGAAGUGGAAGAAAGGCAACAACCUAAACAAGUGUCAGAGAGGUUGCAACAACCUGAAAAAGUGGCACAGAGGCAACACCUUGAACAAGUGGUAGAAAGGAAACAACCAGAAAAAGUAGCUGAGAGUCGACUUCCUAGUGAUAAAGGUUCUUGCAACCCUGGAUCAUUUGGCAACAUUCCAGAGGGUCUCUUUCCUGUUAAUAUAUAUUUAUCCUCCCCGAGUCGUUGUUUGGUUGCUCGUGGAAAACUAUAUAACACCAAAGAUGGAGAUGUAUCCAUGGUUGGUCAAGCAAUAGGAACAAUUGUGCCAUGGCCAACGAAACUUCUUGAAUUUGUUGCUGAAUGUGAAAAGAUUCCUGGUCAAUCCCAAAACAAAGCUGGUAUUGCAAAUUUACCUUUCCUUGAUAUGUAUGUGAAAAAGAUGAUGAGGGUUGGAUCAUUAAUUCAAAUAAAAAUGGAGGAAAGUAUAUUUGGUGAGGAGUUUUUAGAGCAACUACGUGUAGAGAGUAUAAAGGAGAUUCUUGAUCACAAUUGGUUAAGUGCAUCUAUUAUCACUGUAUUUUCCAGGUAUUUGUAUGACAAGUUUAUUAGUCCAAAUGGAUUAAUAAAUAAGUUCUCUUUCAUAUCUCCACAUGUAUCACGGGAGGAUAAUCUAGGAAAUGGUAUCUAUGAGUUCAACGCUUUUGGAUCAUGA